Lynx canadensis (Canada lynx) is the source of this 1970-nucleotide messenger RNA. RefSeq names its product E3 ubiquitin-protein ligase TRIM47-like. The record is from RefSeq and is a predicted model, not a curated record. Bases 1 to 1956 code for a protein of 651 amino acids. Lineage: Eukaryota; Metazoa; Chordata; Mammalia; Carnivora; Felidae. The transcript has 6 exons. Gene Ontology annotation, molecular function: protein binding; zinc ion binding.
AUGAAAAGGACUAGUGUACCCCUCCAAGGCCCCUCGGCUCCUGCCGUGGCUUCUUCGUGGCUUUGCUCUAUCUUCUCAGGGCCAGUCCAGGACCACAAGCCAGCCCCGCAGCCGCCGGCCCAGCCCUCAAGCCCUUCCCACGCUCAGCUCCUGAUGAGUAACAGCAGUCUCCACACGUUUGAGGACCAAGUCCUCUGUCCCAUCUGCCUGGAGGUGUUCCGCAACCCGGUCACCACCACCUGCGGGCACAACUUCUGCAUGGCCUGCCUCCAAGGUUUCUGGGACCACCUGGCUACCGUGGGCGAGACACUGUACUGCCCCCAGUGCCGGGAGAGCUUCCCCUCCAGACCGCGCCUCUGCAAGAACGGCAUCCUGGAGGAGAUGGUGACCUGCUUGGCCCAGGUCAAGGGCCAGACCUUGGGGUCCUCACGGCCCCUGGCCGGGCCCAGGGACGUGCCCUGCGACUUCUGUUCCGCCCAGAAGCUCAAGUCAGUCAAGUCGUGUCUGCAGUGCAUGGCCUCCCUGUGCGAGAAGCACCUGAGCAGCCACUUCGAGGACCAGAUGUUCCAGGACCACGAGCUGCUGGAGCCCGUGUGGGAUCUCAAGAGCCGCCUGUGCCGGAAGCAUCGCAAACUGCGGCGGCUGUACUGCCGCACGGAAGGCAGCUGCGUGUGCGGAGCCUGUCUGCUGGAGGAACACAAGAACCACGACACCAUCCCCCUGGAGGAGGAACGUGCCAGGAAGGAGGUGGAGGUUCGGAAGGUCCAGGCCAGCGUGGAAAACCAGAUGCUGAUCAUCAACUCUGACAGCCAGAGGCACCGGGGGCAGGUGGCCUUUCUCUCGAAAUUGAUCCAGACAACACGCGAUGAGGUGAACGCCUGCUUCUCAGAGAUCAUCCAGGAGGUCAGACAGCUGCAGAUGAAGGUCUUGGAUUUCGUCGAGAAAGAGGAGGCAGCCGCUCUGGGGAAGCUGGGCAGCUCCAUCCAGCAGAGCCACAACCGGCUCCUGAAGCUGGAGGGGGACAGCAUCUGGCUCCGCGCCCUGCUCGCCAACAGGAGCGACCAGCAAUUCCUGCAGGAGUUCCCCAGACUGAAGCACUUUCCCGCCUGCUCGGAAGCCCUGAUGAGCACCAACUGUGAGGAGAAGCAGAGCUUUCUCCAGUUGCCGGAGACCCUGGCGGAGCUCCGGACGCGGCUGCUGGACGUGGGUCUCAGCUUCAUCAAUCAGCUCCUCCUGAAGGGUGACGCAGCCUCCUGGAAGCCCAUGCCCCUCUCUGAAAGGACACUGGGCUGUAAGAGUGUCCUCAGCAAAGCUCCUCAAUCUCCUCCAGGCAUUAAGAUGAACUCCUAUGAGUUGCUGCCCUCAGCUGUGGACAGGAAAACACUUCUCAAGUGUUACUGCAACCUGAACUUCGACCCCACCACGGCCAGCGAGGAACUGUUCCUGUUCAAGGAGACCCACUCGGUGCUGAACCUGGGCAUCCUUCUGGAGCCCUUCGCCGCGGGCGGCCCCUUCCCCGGCUUUAAGCAGUGGCCGCAGGUGCUGUGCUCGCGCGGCCUGUCCGAGGGCCGCCACUACUGGGAAGCCGAGGUGUCCAACUCGUGGGUGUGCCUGGGCCUCACCUACCGCCGCAGCCCCCCACUCGGCGGCCGCCCGCGCCGCAACAUCGUCUACCUGCUGGGCCGCAACCCGUACUCGUGGUGCCUGGAGUGGGACUCGCUCAAGUUCUCCGUGUGGCACAACAACACGCAGACGGUGCUGCACGGCGGUUACCACCGCACGCUCGGCGUGGCGCUCGACUGCGGCACCGGCUGCCUCUCCUUCUACGGCGUGGCGGGCGGCGUGAGCCUGCUUUACCGCUUCCUCGUCUCCUUCCUGGAGCCGCUCUACCCCGCGGUCAUGGUCAGCAGCGGCGCCUCGGUCACGCUCAAGCAGCGCCCCGAGGCGGAGGCGUAGGCGGCAGCCAAUAA